AAACAAAUAAAAGCUCCAUCGAAACAAGCAAUCAAAAAUCACAAAUAGUUUGACACACCAAACCCAACGAAAAAUCCGGCAAAAAUGACCUAUAAUAACUACUCCGGUAACCGAUUAACCGGCCAUUCUAAGUUUUCGCACCUUAACCUCAACAAACUUUAUCUCUCCUGCCACAUGUCUUUCCUCCGUUACCUUUACCGUCACGGACGCGGACUUUCACCGUCAAUAAAUCCCCUUUAACGGCAAUCCAACAACUCCUUUUUCCUUUCCCUUUCUCUUUCCUCUCAAAUCUCUCCUCCUCAAAAAACCCUAAUUUUCUCUCUCUUCUUCCUCUCACCUGUGAUCCAUCCUCCAUGGAUGAAGACGAAGAAAUCAAGUCACAAUCAGAUUCCCCAGAUAGCAUAUCUCAUUCUCAAGAUUUCCCACAACCUAUGCCUUUAAAUCAAAUCGCUGCUGUAACCGUCGCUGCCGCGGCUCCAACAGCGUCGGCGGCGGAUUCCUUCGCGCAGAAAUCGUUGACCUUGGCGCUUCCGAUCCAGUCAUCAUCUCGCCUUGGUGGUGGUGGUGGUGGUGGUGGAGGGAGAGAAGAUUGUUGGAGCGAAGGAGCUACAUCGGUGUUAAUCGAUGCGUGGGGAGAAAGGUACGUACAAUUAAGUAGAGGAAAUUUGAAGCAAAAACGUUGGAUGGAAGUUGCUGAUAUUGUUAAUAAGGAGGAUCCUUCAAAAGUUCCGAAAACUGAUAUUCAGUGCAAGAAUCGGAUUGAUACUGUUAAAAAGAAGUAUAAAACUGAAAAAUUAAAGAUUGCAAAUGGUUAUGGUCCCAGUCGGUGGACGUUUUUUGAACGGUUGGAUAGGUUGAUAGGUUCCACUGCCGGAACACCGAACCCGAGUUUGGUUUCGGGUUUGGGGACACCAUCAGCAGCCGGAGUCACUGUAUCUCCACCUCCUGUUACUGUUUCAACCGCUGAUCCGAAGUCGAUUCCCGUUGGAAUUCCGGUAAGGGCUCGACAACCCGUACAGCUUCCUUUCUCCCCUAGUAGUUAUCUUCAAACACCACGACCACCACACCAACCACACCAAGAACUAAUGAGACAAAUAAUGCAACAACAACAACAACAACCACAAUUGAGUGGAUUUCGGUAUAAUAAUAACAGUAAUGUUCAUAAUAUUAAUGUUGGUGAUAGCAAUAAUUUGAAUAAUAGUAGAAGUCGUGGAAUGUGGAUGCAGCAGAGACAGGAGCAGAGGAAACAGGUGCCACAACAAGAGUUUAGGAAGGUUCAACCAGCAAUGGAGUCGGAUUCUGAUAAAGAAGAUUGGUCUAAUAAUUCAGGGGAUAGUUUACCACCAGAUAGGACCAGGUUUCAUAGCCGAAAGCGGAAGAGUAUGGAGUUGAACAGGGGUGAUGAUCCUGGUGGUAAAGAAACUGGGAAAGGGAAGAAAAGAAUGGAAAGUUCAAAAGUGUGGGGGGACUCUGUAAGGGAGUUAACGAAGGCAAUUCUGAAGUUUGGAGAAGCCUAUGAGGGGGCCGAAAGCAUGAAAUUACAGCACACUAUGGAGAUGGAAAUGCAGAGGAUGAAAUUUGCUAAGGAAUUGGAAUUGCAAAGGAUGAAGUAUAUGAUGAAAAUACAGCUUGAACUUUCCCAAUUGAAUUGGAAUGGGAAUGUAAAUUGUGAUAGUCGUGGUGGUGGAAGUGGUGGCGGAGAAAGUAAUCAUCAUCAUUAUCAUAAACAUGAUAAUCAUGUUAAUAAUCAUACCAAUAGUGAUACUAGUAAUUAGUAAUCAGAAAUUAGGACUUGAAAGGGAAGAUGAUUGGAAAAAUCCAAUGGGAUAAAAAUCUGAUCAAAGGCAAAAAGAGUACAGUGAGCAUAUUUCUCCCCCUGAAGUUAACAUAUGUCUCGAAAUCGGCACAUUCCAAUCUUGCGUACCAAAUACUCGAAUUGCCUUGAUGGAAGUGACUUUGUGAAUAAAUCAGCGGGGUUUUCAUAGGAUUGAAUUUCUUGGACUUUUAUCUUUUUUACUUUUUGCAGAUCAUGUGUGAAGAAUAAUUUUGGUGACAAGUGUUUUGUUCUGUCUCCCCUGAUGUAUCUUUCUCUAACUUGGUUGAUACAGACACCAUUAUCUUCAUAGAUUAUAGUUGGUGCCCUAGUUAUAUCGUUCAAACCACAAUCUCCUUGGAGUUGGCCGAUCAUGGAUUUCAACCAUACACAUUUUCCACUGGUUUCGUAUAAAGCAAUAACUUCUGCAUGAUUUGAGGAUGUAGAUGUUAGAGUUUGUUUUGUUAAUUUCCAAGAUAUUACGGUUCCUGCAUAUAUAAAUACAUAUCCAGUUUAUAACUUGGCCAUAUAUGGGUCAGAUAGAUGUCCUGCAUCAGCAUAUCCAGUAAAUAUGGCAUCAUUUUUUGACUGGAAAAAUAAUCUAAGAUCUAUAGUUCCCUUUAGGUAUUGAAAUAGGUGUUUUAUCCUAUCCCAAUGCCUUUUUGUCGAUGCAUUACUAUACCUAGCUAACAAGUUUACAGAAAAUGCUAUAUCAGGUCUUGUAUUAUUUGCUAAUUACAUUAAAGCACUAAUGGCACUCAAGCAUGGCAUUUCAGGGCCUAAAAUUUUUUCAUUUUCUUGUGGACGGAAUAGAUCAUCCUUUAUG
Molecule: messenger RNA, 2639 nt
Organism: Amaranthus tricolor (Joseph's coat)
Lineage: Eukaryota; Viridiplantae; Streptophyta; Magnoliopsida; Caryophyllales; Amaranthaceae
Product: trihelix transcription factor ASIL2-like
Exons: 2
Coding region: 354-1775 (473 amino acids)
Cellular component (GO): nucleus
Molecular function (GO): transcription cis-regulatory region binding
Source: RefSeq, a predicted model, not a curated record